AUGGAAAGCAAGUACGAGCCCCUGGACCCCGACCGGGUCCACGCCCUCAACGCCCUCAGCCCCCACCUCAAGCCCCAGCUCUACACCGACCUGCCCCUGGCCAGGGUCGAAAUGCCCCAGGUGGUCUCCCGCCAGGCCACGGUCAACAUCGGGACGAUCGGGCACGUGGCCCACGGCAAGUCGACCGUGGUCAAGUCGAUCUCCGGAGUGCACACAGUGCGGUUCAAGCAGGAGAAGGUGCGCAACAUCACCAUCCGCCUGGGGUACGCCAACGCCAAGAUCUACAAGUGCCCGGUCUGCGAGGGCCCCGAGGCCUACAAGUCCUUUUCGUCGGCGCACGAGGACAGUCCGCCAUGUCCGAACAAGGAGUGCGCGGGGGUGCUGCAGCUGCAGCGGCACGUGUCGUUCGUGGACUGCCCGGGGCACGACAUCCUGCUGUCGACGAUGCUGACGGGGGCGGCGGUGAUGGACAGCGCAUUUCUGCUGAUCGCGGCGAACAUGGACUGCCCGCAGCCGCAGACCUCGGAGCACGUGGUGGCGGUGUAGAUCAUGAAGCUGGACAACAUAAUCAUCCUGCAGAACAAGGUGGACCUGGUCUCGAACAACCCGAAGAAGAUCCAGGAGAACUACAAGCAGAUCAAGGCCUUCAUCAAGGAGACCCGGUGCGCGCGCUCCCCCAUCAUCCCCGUCUCCGCCAUCUUCAAGUACAACAUCGACUGCAUCUGCCAGGCCAUCUGCGACUUCGUCCCCGUCCCUGCCCGCGACCUGGCCGCCCCGCCCCAGCUCAUCAUCAUCCGCUCCUUCGACGUCAACCUCCCCAGCACUCCCAUCGCCGACCUCAAGGGCGGAGUCGUGGGCGGCUCCAUCACCCAGGGCGUGCUCCGGGUCGGCGAGGAGGUCGAGAUCCGCCCGGGCAUGGUCUCGAAGGACGAGAAGGGGCAGUUGGUCUGCAGGCCCAUCCGGUCGCGCGUGAUCUCGCUGCUGGCGGAGGCGAACGGCCUGCUGUACGCGGUGCCGGGCGGGCUGAUCGGGGUGGGGCUGCUGAUCGACCCGUCGCUGACGCGCAACGACAAGCUGGUGGGGAACAUGCUGGGGCUGCCGGGACAGCUGCCGGACAUCUACGAAGAGCUGACUGUGAAGUUCUACCAGAUGAAGCGGCUGCUGGGGGUGUCGAAGUCGGACGGGCGGGAGAAGCAGGCCAAGGUGCAGAAGGUGCAGCCGGGCGAGGUGCUCAAGCUGAACGUGCCGGGCAAGAUCGUCUCGGUCAAGGAGGAGUUCCUGGUGGUGCAGCUGAUCAACCCCGUCUGCAUCAAGCUGGGGGACAAGGCCGCCUUCAGCCGCCGCAUCGAGAAGAAGUACCGCCUCAUCGGCUGGGGCGAGAUCAAGGAGGGCCGCCUCUGCAGGCUCCAGGAAUGA
Molecule: messenger RNA, 1416 nt
Organism: Hippocampus zosterae (dwarf seahorse)
Lineage: Eukaryota; Metazoa; Chordata; Actinopteri; Syngnathiformes; Syngnathidae
Exons: 1
Biological process (GO): formation of translation preinitiation complex; positive regulation of translational fidelity
Cellular component (GO): cytosol; eukaryotic translation initiation factor 2 complex
Molecular function (GO): tRNA binding; GTP binding; GTPase activity
Source: RefSeq, a predicted model, not a curated record